AUGUCCGUUCUCCGCCAUGGAGGUACCUACCUCCAACGUCGUCUCACCAAGAUGUACACCGAUACCAAGACCUCCUGCGAGAGUGUCACGACCGCGUCCAAGGCAGUCGAUGAUCCGGAACUCGUCGCCCUGCACCGCAGCUUCCGAACUCAGCGAGAUCGACUGUUGGCCUGGGGCCUAGAUUGGAGCGAUGCGAGCGCCGCGCAGCCGAACGACAUCGAUGAGUCUCUCACACAAGCCGGUUUUAGCGAUGUUGUCGCCAGUGUGAUGUCGUCGAUCCAGGAGCUUUUGAACGAAGCCGAGCGCAUACAACACGGGGGCACUCCGUCCGAUUUGCCUUCCAAGGGCGGCAGAGCCGAUGCGCCGUCCAAGGAUACCCUGAGUGCUCUCCCGGUCAAGACACACUGGUCCAAUGAGGAUAUCAACCGGUCCAAAUCACUCCUUUCCGACCUCACGGCGUGUAUCGACACUCUUUACGACCUCUCCCGGUCUCGGCGUAAUAUGAGCUCAGGCGGCCAUCGAUCGCGCCACCACCCGACGUUGCAAACGGACGACUCUGUUUAUUCUUCAUACUCGGAUUCAAAGACCUUUCUCGACAGCAAGAAUAUGUACCAAAGUCCCAUCAAUCAGAAGGACGUAUACGGCUAUCCGUCCUACUCGAAACAGUCUCCAAGCUUUGAUCAAACCUUCAGUCAAUCGCUGUCAUCGAAUGACUACAUCAUCGACCGUUCUGCGCUGCAAUUGUCCGGGUCAUUCCAAGAUAACAGUCCACCUCCCUAUGAAGUGGUGGCCGCUUCCAGCAAUUCCCGUGCCAUUGGCCGCAUGCAGACGUCAGCGUCGCCGCUCCUUCGCGGCUCCAAAGAUUCCACUGUCACCAUUUUGCUCGAGUAUGUCCCGAUGAACUUCGACAGUGCAGGCGCUGUUACGGUUCCCGGGAAGCACCGGAUGGAUCACGUCCAUCAGACUCUUGAUCAACUGGUGCAAAAUUCUCGCGUUUCUCACUUGGGUUUGUUAAGGUUCCUUGGAUAUUUUAUCGACAUGCAAAACUCCCGUUAUGCCUUCGUUUACCAAAUGCCCAUUGACUACUUCCCCUUCCUCCGCAAUCCGACCGACCUUCUUAAUGAUUUGAAGCCCAAGCCGUUGGUUUCUCUUUUCCAGCUGAGGAGCCAGAAUCUCGUGCAUGGCAACAUCAAUAGCAACAAUGUCUUGAUCUUUCCGGGUCCGACGAACUCCAAUAAUGAUGAAGUUGGUCUGACCGAGAACUUGCGACGGCCGUAUCUUACCUCGAUCGCUCAAUUUUCUGGGACCGGCUCGUCACCGGAGCCUCUAUCCUCCAGCAUAUAUCGCCACCCAGAUGAUAAGCGCUCGCUCGAUGACGAUGCUGCCUGGGCCUAUGACCUGUACUCUCUCGGCUUGGUCCUGUUGGAGAUUGGUCUGUGGACCCCUAUCAGCCGGCUGUGGAAGAUGAAAUACACGCCUUCAAUGUUCAAGCAAAGAAUCGAGAACGUUUACUUACAGAAGCUCGGCCCCAAAUGUGGUAGCGCUUACCUCCACGUUGUCCAGCUGUGUCUGGACGCUCCCAACUUUCAUCUUUCAACUCAACCCUUCGAUGACUUCAACCUCCGUGUCCCGCAGACUUACCACUACCCCGUUCUCGACCUUUCCGAACCGGAAAGCAUUUUCUCCUUUUCAAUGAACUUUAUUUACACUAUGAGCAAGAUUAUCUGGGCAUGUUGCAGGAUCGACAUCAUUUCCCCUCCAGGUGCGGAAGAGCUUGAUGACUGCCUGCCUCUCGCUCUGGUGCCUCGGCCGGACGCCACAGCAACCAAAGAACCCCUCCGCGAGUACACUGCCCACCAACAGCUCGUCCCGCUUUCUCCUGAACCCUUUAAUCCUAUUGCUGCGACUGAUAUGAAGCUCAUACGGGAGAAGAUGGGACUUGCGGACCGUAAUCCCCGCAAGAGGACUUUCAAGAAACUUACCAAUGUCGAAAUUCCGCAAGAGCAUCUGAACGAGUGGAAUUUCCAGAUGAUGCCGCGGCUUCGAAAGCUGCUACAGAAGGUCCUUAAAGACUCAUCUGAAUCUUGCGGAGUCACCCUGACGAUGACCGGCGAGUCCAUUGAAAGCGCUAAAACGACAAUUUGCGUUACUUGCGCGAGCACCAAGAAAGUCAGAGCAGCACUCAAAAAGUACUUCGUGCUUGAUCGUGAUGACUGGGACCUUCUUGUUCUCAAUGGGGAUAUUCAGCGAUCGAAAGUGCCACGCAAGAAGCGUCGCAAGCCGGCAAAAACUGGACCAGAGCAGCCAGAACAGUCACCAGUAUACGAAGACCCAAAUCCCUGUUACCAACGUCAACCACUUUGCGGAGCGUCCAUGGGUGCAUUCAUCAAUGAGGAGCAUCUGCCACCUGUGACAUACGGUGGCGCCAUCCUCGUCGACGGCAUGCCGUAUGGUAUGACCGUCCAUCACAUGUUGGAAACGCCCAGUGACGCAGAAGACGAUGAUGAUGAGCAUGAUAUGGGUGGCCCGCUACGGUCAGCUGGGAACUGGCCCCGAGAAUCGGCGUCCCAAAAUCCAGAGUUUAUGUACAGCUGGUGCGACGAUGAUCCGUCAGAGGUCAAUCUCGAAUUCGAGAUUUCGGAUGAAGAGGGCGAUGAUCACUCCGUCUCGCUAAGCCUUGAGGGCACGUAUGAUGAUUUCACGCUCUCUGAGGGCUACUCCUCCGAUGAGGGUUUGGAUACCGGUGAUGCGUACGAGGACGAGGACGCUGCGUCCAUUGGCGAUACUGCGGGCGUGGAACCUGGUGAUGAACCGCGGCUUUUUGUAACCCAGCCCGCUUUAGAUGAUGUUCCUGAGGAUUUCUACCCAUCCCUCGAAGACCGCGACGACGAACACCUCGCGAUCCAUUCGUUUGGGUAUGUGCAUGCUUCAUCUGGAGUCCGACGCUGGACACGCAAAGGCAUCAAGCACGAAAUCGACUGGGCGCUUAUUAGGAUCAACGAUGAUCGCAGCGACCCUCGCAACAUCGUGUUCGAUAAAACGUCGUCUCUCUCCAGACAACGGCCCCAAAGUGAACCUAUCUACCUCACCGACAUUGCCCGACUCGAAGAUCUGGGGGGUCUGAAAGUACACUGCUGUGGUCGGACCAGCGGCCUUCAGACUGGUCAGAUUUCGCGUGCGAUGACCCUAGUCAAGUUGAACGGGCGACACAGCUUUUCGACGAGUUUUUGUGUGGAUGGAAACUUUGGUGUUCCCGGCGAUUCAGGCGCAUGGGUCUUCGAAAAGUCCACCGGCCGCGUGUGCGGCCAUGUUCUAGCGUGGUCUGAAAAGAGCCAUACGGCAUAUAUCGCACCGAUGGAAGUCCUCCUCGAGGACAUCGCUCGGACGCUUAAUGCCUCCUACGUCGCUCUCCCCGACAGCCCUCACGGGUCUCUAGCAUAUGGUGCCCCUCAUAAUCCGUAUUUCGAGCCGCAAAAUCCGCGGUACCGCUCCCCACUCCCCCUCCCGGACCAGAUCCCUGUUGACAUGGGACAUCUGAGACUCGAGGAUGCUACGUCGUCGCCUCCUCCCCCACCGCCCCGGCCACCGGGGCCGGCACAUCCGAGCCGGGGGCUAAGGGAGGUGCCCUCGUCGACACCGUACGGGGGGCUCCCUCCUAUUUUGACUCCCCCAAGGAGUUUGGAGAGGCAGCUUGCUUAG
Molecule: messenger RNA, 3699 nt
Organism: Aspergillus terreus NIH2624
Lineage: Eukaryota; Fungi; Ascomycota; Eurotiomycetes; Eurotiales; Aspergillaceae
Exons: 3
Coding region: 1-3699 (1232 amino acids)
Source: RefSeq, a predicted model, not a curated record